AUGAACACGCGAGAAGUUGCCUAUCGCAUCAUUACCGAAUUAGAAGCUCGACGUUUGAUUCGUGAAGAAGAUGAUCCUAUCACCGCAGAAAAGAAGAACAAGAUAAAAGAGUUUUACGCGAAUAAAGACAAUCCGACAGAUGCAGAGAUAGAAGCAUUUUCCGACGAACACGACAUUUUAUUCGGAACAGUGAGUUUGAAUUAACGAAAUAAGGAAAUUACGGUUAAAACUAUUCUUUUUUUCAGAUCAAGGCUUUCAUCAUCAUGAUGAGGACAGUUCAACGCAAAUUCGAUCGUCCGAACUUUUCUACGUAUGUCAUGCACUCGCGCAGAGAACAAGAAGCACACACAAGAGAGCAAGAGCGUCGCGCCGAGGUACGCUUUCCUUUAAUUGUCUUGAUACAAACGCGUUUUCUUCAGUUGGCGCGAAGUAAGAGUUCCGAGUCAACUGAUGAUGAUCGGCCACCGACUUUGUUUCCUGAAGUUUCAACAUCCGAGCAGGCUCCAACAGCUCCGCUCCAACAAGACUGUGUUGAUCAAGGCAGAGCGCGCAAUCACACUGAGGAAACACAGCAAGUUCAACAGAAGGUUGACGAUGAAGACGAGUUCAUCGACGUUGAUGAUACUGGCCCGUACUUCCAACACGGAAACAUUCAACCAGCUGUUCAAGAGACAAACUCGGACGACGAGCUUCCUCCACAACUUGAAGAAAUUCAAGCAAAUCCAGCCGAGGAAAUUCAACCUGCAGUUCCGAGUGUAAUUGGCACUACCGACUUGGCUAAAAUUCAACAUGUGGAUGCCGCGCCGCAACAAAACGCUGAAUGUGUUGAUACCGAAGAGGAUAUUUUUCUCCAUGCUCCGAUCUUUGUGAAGCGGCAGUCGCGCAAGCGUAAUAAUGCAAAAAAGAUUAUGAACUCGGAAGAAUUGGAGAUAAAGACGGAGCCAAUGUCGCCAAGUGAAACACCCGCUCCAUCGCCUGGUUCUGGUGUAAACGUUCGUCGUGGUAGAGGAAGACUGGCGAAACUUAUCAAGACUGAAGAAGUGAAGACCGAACCAAUCGACGCGGACGAGCAUCUUUACGGCGCUCCAGAUACUAAGCCGAUCAGCACCCGUCGUCAGGAGCCGUCGAAAAAUCCUGGAGUGCCAUGUGUGCUAACGGCGCCACCAUUUUUCACGCCAGUGUUUCGACCGGCGGGAUUCUUGAACACCGCAUCGGAGGAUUAUUGUCAAGGGAGCGCACGUCCGGAGUUGGUUCAGUUCUGUACCGAUCCAGUACAUCCGAAGUUUGCUUUGAUGCUUCCAUUCGCUGCUAAGACCUAUAUCCGAUACUACGUGAGCAAGCCAAGACAGGUGAAUGGGCCUUCGGUAAGUAUAUUUAUAUCUAGCACAGCAAGCACAAUGUUUGUUUUCAGCUCCCUCCGGACGUGGCUGUCUUGAUUCCGAAAGGUGCCUCUAAGGAUUGUCGCAAGUGGACCGUAAGUCACUAAACUUAAUAUGACUUCAAUCGGACAGUUUGUAGGUCGAGCACACCAUCCAGUGGGCGGCGACGUUCUUCGUUGGGAACGGAGCCGUUGAGGCUAUGCAUACCCUCCGCGAGCACAAUUUCUGCGGCGAGGACGUCUACAAACUCCGCAAACUCAAGUCGCGAACCAAGUACCGGAAGAAUUUGAACUUGAACUACAACAUUUGGGACCUACUUGUCCUCCGCGCCCGUCAACUUGAGCAACUCUAA
Molecule: messenger RNA, 1731 nt
Organism: Caenorhabditis sp. 36 PRJEB53466
Lineage: Eukaryota; Metazoa; Nematoda; Chromadorea; Rhabditida; Rhabditidae
Source: the annotation of a GenBank genome assembly